Molecule: messenger RNA, 2377 nt
Organism: Ceutorhynchus assimilis (cabbage seed weevil)
Lineage: Eukaryota; Metazoa; Arthropoda; Insecta; Coleoptera; Curculionidae
Source: the annotation of a GenBank genome assembly
GUCAAGUCAACCGUCUACUUUGUCAAAAAAGCUAGGUUACCUAAAAAAAUAAAAAAUAACAAAAGUAUUACCUUUUUUUAGAAUUUUCAGGAAUUCAGCUUACUCAAUUUAAUGUUAAAUAAUUAUGUUAUCGUUGCAAAAUCAAAAUCAGGCAUUUGCCACACUGACUCAAAUCAGUUCUAAAACCACUGCGAUAGUAUUUCUUCGUAAUAAAAAAGUUAAGUCCAAGCAGCAGUCAAAGGACCUCUUAAUUUGCCCUGAGAGUUUUGCAGAAACUCUCAAAAACUGUGAUUUUGCUUUUGCUCGCAACUUAAGUUUAGAUUCACUUAACAAAAAGUCAUUUUUAAACACCUUUAACGUCUCCUACACAUCAAAUGAAUCUUUUUUCGAAAACAAGCAAGAAGGAUUUAUGAAAACUUCAAACAAAAACAGGAUAAUUCCUCAGAAACUUAUUCCGAGGUUCUAUGACAAUAAGUUUGCUGUCAACAUACAAGUACGACAUUUUAAGACUGAACGGACUAUACAUGCAGAACUACAACGCAAUCCGCCAUUAAUAAGUCGAUUUAAAAACAACAUGGACAGUACGAAACUCCCACCUAAUAUUGGAAUUGCCGAUGGCAACCAACUGAAGAAGUUAUUGGUUGAAGAUGCUCAUAUAACUGACAAUGAAAGGCAACAAAUUAAAAUUGCUUUUGCUGAAGGAUACUUAUUAGGCAACACUGGAAGUGGUAAAAAUGUUAGUAAGGUUUCGAGAUACUUUAGAGUUGUGCAGCAAGUAUUGACCAUAGCCAUUUUUUUGGCUAUUGUUGUAAGCUUAAUGGCCAGCGCUAGUGGAUCAAUUUUCAGGAUUCAGCUAGGAAAUCAAGUGGAAGUGGACCCUGAAGAAAUCCAUAUUACUUUUGAUGAUGUCAAAGGAGUAGAUGAAGCUAAACAAGAGCUCAAAGAUGUUGUGGAAUUUUUGAAAAAUCCUGACAAAUUUUCAAACUUAGGUGGCAAAUUACCUAAAGGCGUGUUAUUGGUGGGCCCUCCAGGCACAGGAAAAACACUUUUGGCCAGAGCAGUUGCAGGUGAAGCUGGAGUUCCAUUUUUUCAUGCAGCUGGACCUGAAUUUGACGAAGUUUUGGUGGGACAAGGGGCUAGACGUGUGAGGGACCUAUUUAAGGCUGCUAAGGAUCGCGCUCCUUGUGUUAUCUUCAUUGAUGAAAUUGACUCUGUAGGUUCCAAAAGAACUAAUAGCGUCCUGCAUCCUUACGCUAAUCAAACAAUCAAUCAACUAUUGAGCGAAAUGGACGGGUUUCAUCAAAAUGAAGGCGUCAUUGUUUUGGGAGCCACAAACCGCAGAGACGAUUUGGAUCAGGCCCUUCUACGACCAGGCAGAUUUGAUGUUGAGGUUACUGUGCCUACACCCGAUUAUACAGGUCGCAAAGAGAUAUUGGGCUUGUAUUUGAGCAAAAUAUUGGCCAAAGGCGUGGAUUUGGAGCUGUUGGCUCGAGGCACAACAGGAUUUACAGGGGCUGAUUUGGAGAAUAUGGUCAAUCAAGCAGCAUUGAGAGCUGCAAUGGAUGGCGCUGAUAGUGUCUCAAUGAAACAUUUAGAAUCUGCCCGUGACAAAGUUCUCAUGGGCCCAGAACGAAAAUCCCGCAUCCCUGAUGAAGAAGCAAACCUAAUUACAGCCUACCACGAGGGUGGCCAUGCAAUUGUAGCCUUCUACACCAAAGAUAGCCACCCGUUACACAAAGUCACCAUUAUCCCACGCGGACCUAGUUUGGGCCACACCGCAUACAUUCCGGAAAAGGAACGUUACCAUGUGACUAAAUCCCAAUUGCAGGCAAUGAUGGACACUAUGAUGGGCGGCAGGGCCGCUGAAGAAUUGGUUUUUGGACCAGAAAAAAUCACUUCUGGGGCCAGUUCUGAUUUGCAACAGGCUACGUCGAUUGCAACGCAUAUGGUAAAAGAUUGGGGCAUGUCCGAGAAAUUAGGUCUCAGAACCAUAUCGGAAAACUCUAAGAGUUUUCAUCCUGAACAAUUGGGACCGUCCACAACGGAAACUGUCGACAACGAAAUUAGAAGGAUUCUUAUGGAAAGUUAUGACAGGGCCAAACAAAUCCUGAAAUCUCACGCAAAAGAGCACAAGGCUCUGGCGGAGGCUCUGAUGCAGUACGAAACGUUGGAUGCUGAAGAUAUUAAAGCGAUAAUGGCAGAUAAAACUCCAGAUAAAUCGUAAUUUUACCUUUUGAACUAAAAAGUAGUAGAUUUUAAGAAUCUUUUUUUAAAGGUCUCCUUUCAAUUGAAUACUUUAAUUUAAUGUUUAUUAUUAAAUCGGAAACCUGUGAAUAACUUUUUCGAUUAUUUAAUAAUAAAGUUUUGAUUUUAUAGA